Molecule: messenger RNA, 1766 nt
Organism: Pangasianodon hypophthalmus (striped catfish)
Lineage: Eukaryota; Metazoa; Chordata; Actinopteri; Siluriformes; Pangasiidae
Gene: c24h2orf68
Product: chromosome 24 C2orf68 homolog
Exons: 4
Coding region: 330-824 (164 amino acids)
Source: RefSeq, a predicted model, not a curated record
CACUAGGAUUUCCCGGCUACACCAGCUAGACAAAAAAAGAAGAUGGACGAUAGUACACUUACCCGGGAUCUUAACGUAAAUCAAUUUACAAAUAUAGGUCUUUUGAUAGUUAUUGUUCUAUACUGUUGCUUAUACUGUUGAAUUACUUCACAUAGAUAUAGUGAGCGGAAAAGGUCACUUUUAAUUAGUGGGAUAUAUAUUCUAUUGCGUUGUUUUUUUCUUUGUAAAACUCCGAGUGUGUUUUUUUGGCCAACACAUUAGCCCCAGCCACAGAGGAUGCACUGGAGUGUUUUGCUCAGUUAGUUUCUUCUUGUUUGACGCUCUGGGAUAUGGAAGUUUUGCAGAAUGACGAGGGAGAAACACAUAAAUACAAGCCGGGGGGUCGCUUGGAUAUGAAUCACGGUUUCCUGCACCAUAUCCGGAGAAAUCAGAUUGCCAGGGAUGAUUAUGACCGGGAGGUUAAACAGGCUAAAGAGCAGCAGAAGCGCAGACACACGGCGGCCCCGCGGCGACCCCGCAGACCAGACCGGGAGGUUUACCAUCCCCGCCAUCGCAGCAGCUCAGAGGCUGGGGCUGGUGGGGAGGUGGAGGAGUGGAACGAGAGCGGCUCGAGCACAGAGCAGGAGAACACGGGCACUGAACUCUUCUGGCUCGACUACCAGGCUGACAGCGGACACGUAACAUCCUUCCUCGUCUAUAAGGAGGAUGAGCCAGAAAGUGUAGUAGAACGGGUGGAGCAGAAGAACGUUCUGGACACGGCUAUGAGGGCAGCGCUGCUGGCAAGAAUCAGCCGAGAAAUGGAUAAGCGGCGAGACAAACGCUGAGGUUUGAAAGGAAAGCAAUGAUGGAUGGCUUUAUACAACAAUAAAGACAGUUGUAAUGUGUGAGAUACACACACUCACACACACACACACACACACACCGCUGAGUCUGACAGAAUCUGAUAGGAACUACAGGAGCACCAAGAAAGCAACAGUACAGAUGUUCAUGCAGAUGUUCUUCGUCUCUGUACACAGAUUUGAAGAGAAACGGGGAAGUUUCACAGUGAAAAUGAGCACCACUUUCUACAAUAUAGAAAUAAUCUCAUAUCAUAUUUGAUUUGAUCCCGUUGUUAGGAUGGUACAGGGGAUGCGAUGUAAGCGCACUCAAAAAACAAGAAGCAGAAUGAAUGACGUUAAACAUCUUUAACAUCGAGAGUGAUCAGAUCUCAUCCAUGUACAUCCGGACUUUUAUAUUACGCAGUAACUGCACAUCUUUUCACAUUGUUUGAGGAUGUAUUGUAUAUAAUAUUAUGCAGUCUUGUAAUGUUUAGCUCAGGACUAGAUGCAAAAGGUUUCAGAAACUAAACGGUAAUCGUUUUUCAAUUGUAGUAGUUAUGCAGAGAAAACAACAAAACCCUGCCACAUGACACCUGACACUUUUUUUUUUUUUAUAACCAAAACUGCAGAAAAAUCACAUAAUGGUUCAGGUAGAGAUGUGUAGUUCCUCAGGUGCCACUGAAUGGGUGACAUUAAAGAGGUCGUUUCCUCAUAUUUCAUACACAGACGUCUUAUUAAUGUUUAUUUAUGAUGGUCACGUUUUGUUUGAGGAGAACUUCUGUCUUACUGUUAUCUUUUCACCAGGAAUGAUUUAUAAUAUUGAACUGUAUGACUUUUUUAUGACAGUGAGUUAUUCAUCAGGACUUCUUUUGGAUGUAGGAAGAGAUUUUUUUAUUUUUGUAACCGUGUUCUCUGUGCUAAAAUAUAUAAAGCAUGCUAAAGAAUCAA